Messenger RNA from Branchiostoma belcheri (Belcher's lancelet), 3871 nucleotides. Its product is annotated as engulfment and cell motility protein 1-like. Gene Ontology annotation, cellular component: plasma membrane. The record is from RefSeq and is a predicted model, not a curated record. Gene Ontology annotation, biological process: cell motility; actin filament organization. Bases 337 to 2481 code for a protein of 714 amino acids. The transcript is spliced from 23 exons. NCBI's taxonomy places the organism in Eukaryota, Metazoa, Chordata, Leptocardii, Amphioxiformes, Branchiostomatidae.
GUUCUUCACUUCCGGGACAAAGACUCUACUUCCUAUUUUCCAAACUGAUCGAUGUAGUGGUGUUUGAGAAGUAUAUUUUGAGCCGCAACGCAAGACCAGAAGUACCCAAAGUGCCUUAUUACAUCGACUGCAUCGUUUUGCUUCAAACGAAGGCGACCAAGACGCUCAGACUCAGCGGGUUUUCUACUGGCUUUGAUUUUGCGACUCCUGACACUGGUCCAGCUUCCGGGAUGUCAAAUUUUACCAUGAGUAAACAUUUCCCUUUCCGGACAUAGUUUUCGGCAGUGAUGAAGGGAAAUCUGUACUUCUGAGUUGUGUCCAGACACACACGACAUCAUGCCGGUCUCCCAGGACAUCGUCAAGCUGGCCAUCGAGUUCCCCGGCUCGGGGAAGAUGGCCCAACUUGUUGAUUUUGACCAGAAAAAGCCGCUGGUAGCGAUCAUCCGGGACGUGUGCGAUGUAUGGCAGGUGCCCAGCUCUGAGCAGUAUGCACUUCAGUACUCAGACAACACUCAAACAUACAUCACAGAAAAGAACCGUAAUGAGAUCAAAAAUGGAACCGUGCUGAAACUCACCACAUCUCCGUCUAAAACAGCAGCAGAUAUUGUGGUGUGUAUGAAGGGAGAGGACUCAGUAGAGAAGUGUAAGGCCUUACAGAAGCUGGCCAAGAUCUCGGCUGAUGUCACGUUUGCCAGCGAGUUCAUCUCCAGGGACGGAGUCCCUCUUCUUGCUGGGAUGGUGGAAAAUGGAUCUGAAACUGGAGAAAAUUUAGCCUUCAUCCUGACUGCCUUUCUGGAACUGAUGGACCAUGGAGUGGUGUCCUGGGAUAUCCUCACUCCUACAUUUGUCAAACGAGUGGCCACCUCUGUAAAUAGACAUUCCGCUGAUGCUACUAUCCUGCAGAAGUCUCUCGCUAUACUAGAAUCUAUUGCCCUGAAUAGCUAUGAGCUCUACAAGUUAGUGUCCAGUGAAGUCACGUUUGGAAACCUCAUUUCACACAUUCAGAGCUCCAACCAGGAGAUCCAGUGUAACGCUGUGGCCUUGAUCAAUGCCUUGUUCCUCAGAGCACCUGAGGAGAAAAGAAAGACGUUGAGUGACAACCUGAAUGCCAAGCAGAUCAGGAAUGUUAUAUUGAAUCAUGUGAUCCGGGGUCCGCGUCAGGUGGGUACAGAGAUGGCACACCAGCUGUAUGUGCACCAGACACUGUCCUUCAACCUGCUAGAGGAACGCAGGAUGACCAAACUGGACCAAAAUGACCAGUCACUGAAGGAACAGAUAAUGGAGUUGAGAAAAGUGGCCUUCGACAAUGACCAGGACCCAUCAGGCUCCAUGCCACCUCCCAGGAAACCAGCUGAGAAGUUCACCAGGGACUACAAGAAACUGGGCUUCACGAAUUACACAAACCCUGCCUUAGACUUCCUGGAGACCCCUCCAGGUGUACUUGCACUUGACCUCAUGGUGUAUUUUGCUAAAUACCAUGCUGAAAGCUAUACAAAGCUUGUCCUGGAAAACUCCUGCAGACAAGACGGUCACGAAUGUGCCUUUGGGAAAAGUUCAAUAGAGCUUACCAAGAUGCUGUGCAAGAUCCUUAAAGUUGGGGAAAUACCCACAGAGACAGGGCAGGAGUACUACCCCAUGUUCUACACCCACGACAACGCUUUCGAGGAGUUCUUCUGUAUCUGCAUCCAGCUGCUCAACAAGACAUGGAAGGAGAUGAGGGCAACACACGAGGACUUUAACAAGGUGAUGGACGUGGUGCGGGACCAGAUCCAGCGUGCGCUCGCCGAGAAGCCCAACUCGCUGGAAGGCUUUAAAACCAAGCUGCAGGGCCUGAGCUACGCCCAGAUCACCAAGAUGCGCAUCCAGGAGAGAUCCAACAAGGAGGAGUGGGACUCCCAGGCCAGACCCGUGUGUGAGCUGAGAGAACAGAUUAAACCUGAAAUCAUCAACCUGGUCAAACAACAGAGACUGAAUUAUCUGGUGGAAGGGACACUGUUUAACAAGUUCACCAAUAGAAGAGUCAAAGACAAGUUUUGGUACUGCAGACUCUCUCCCAACCACAAGGUUCUCCACUAUGGGGAUGCGGAGGAGAACUCCAACCCUCCAAUAGAAAUGCUUCCAGAAAAGAUCCCUAUUUCAGAGAUCAAGGGCAUUGUCACAGGGAAGGACUGUCCUCACAUGAAGGACUUCAGAAGAGCCAAGGGUGUGACUACUCUGGCCUUCGCUGUCCUGUAUGACCCUGACCAGUCUUUGGAUUUCGUGGCACCCAAUGAGACACUUUAUUCCAUUUGGACUGAUGGGAUAAAUGCUUUGCUGGAUAAAGAGAUGGUGAGUGAAGAGAUGAAGAACGAUGUGGAAACCCUGCUCAGUAUGGACAUGAAGCUACGUCUGCUGGACACAGAGAACGUCCCCAUCCCUGACAAACCCCCUGACAUGCCUCCAGACCCCCCUAACUUCGACUUCUGCUAUGACUUCAGCUGAACCUCUUCCAGGCAUCACUUUACACGUACCAUAGUUAGGUAUUUUCAUUUCUUUACUACUGUAUAUUAAACAUUCAUUUAGUUCUGUAAUGAUUCAAAACAAAUCUUGAUUAAAGUUGGUUAUCAUUUUCUGUAACAGUGUACCAUACAUGUAGGUUAAUAUGAAUUUAUGUAAAUAGUUUUUAAGAUAUGAUAAUUCAGAUUGUAAAUUGUUUAAUGACGAUUCAUUCCAACUUAUACAUGUAAGUUAAAUUAGUCAUUUAGCCUUAAACGCUGAAAGGAAUGAUACUGAGAACUUUGGAACUUAAAAAAGUUUAUAACAAACUAUUUUCACCCAGGUUUGAAAGAACUCCACUGUAUGUUGCAAACUAACAGAUGAUGCUGGCUGUGUGUCAUUUUUGAUACAGUUGUUCUGGAUAUGGUUAACUUUUCUUGCUACUAUGUGGGAGUCCCAUGAAGUUGCCCUGUAAGCAUUCCACAUGUUAUAAUGUGUCACACUUCUCAAAACGACAUGUAUUGAAUUGUACAUGUCACUGCUGUCCAGUAUCUAUAUUGUGGUUAUUCCAUUACUUGUCAUUGAGAAAUUUUAUUAUGAAACAUCAACUGGUAUUACUUGUACUGGCCCUAAGAGUGCAAAGUUGCAUCUCAUUUUAAAACCUAUAGCUACCACUCGAUCUGGUUCACAUUUUUUUCUUAAUUUGUAGAGGGAGAAGAAAAAUAUUUCACAUUCAAACAGACCCAGGAAGUCUCAUCAUGUGGAACAAAAUGUUGUGCCAAAACUUGUGGUCUCCAAACCUGUGAAAAGCAUGUGUUUCUACAGUUGUUGAAACUAAAGUACUGACACGUGAUUUGCAGUGAUGUACUUUUUAACAGCAAGUAUGGUAAUAUUCAUGGGAGUACAGUAUGUGUGUAUUCGUUCAUCUGGCUAGUAAGGAUGUUUGCUCUUAUAAUGAUGUUGGUUAGCACUAAGAUGUAAUAUUCUGUCUGAAUUGACAGGAAUGUCUGUAAUUUUGCUACAUGUAGGCUAUGCAUAAUUCUUACAUGUAAUAUCAGUAAAUACAGUGAAGGGUAAGUAGUACUCCUACAUUAGGAAUAUUGACUUGGGGGAAUAGGAUUCUGUAAUCAUGCUGUUUCUGUAAAGUAUUUGUGAAUGUUGUUUCAUAAAGAAGACAAAUACAAGUGGAAGUAAGCAGUCCUAACGUUGAUCACAUAUAUACGUGUAGGAUACUCAAGCAAAACAGUAUAAUAUUCCGAAAUAAUGAUUAACAUGGUGAAAGCUACAUGUAUUUUAAUUAUUUUGUGAGGAUGAUAUGCAUUACCAUUGUUGCUUAACAUGUCAGGAAAGCUCUAUCUUUUAUGCACAUCAAUAAAAUACUUUUAUUCUAGUGUCA